Molecule: messenger RNA, 1677 nt
Organism: Hydatigera taeniaeformis
Lineage: Eukaryota; Metazoa; Platyhelminthes; Cestoda; Cyclophyllidea; Taeniidae
Source: the annotation of a GenBank genome assembly
AUGAUAGUCGUCGAGCGGAAUAGGGCAGACGUUCUUGACGAAACCUCCUUUGGUGUUCAUGGUCUAUUGACAUGCCUGGAAAAUAUGUUCUACAGUGCACUCAGAGAUGACUUUAAGUUCCGGAAAGAUUGGAAACUGUGGCGUUGGAUUGCUCAUAGUUGUGAGAAUAUGCCUCAAAGCUGUGUUGGCUUAGUCAAUUCGCUGGAUAAUCUCCAGAAUGGUCUUGCAAAGGUGUUUAAAAAUUUACUUCGAAACCUUGCUUAUCUGGAUUUGUUUGUUCAUAGGUUGUUUAUAUUUACCGUCUUUCGAUGUUAUUAUGAUCGUUCUCAGCUCCGUGCCUUUCUGCGACUUGCUCUGCAAUCUAAGCGUCUUCACGUAUAUCUUGAUGUUUUGUUCAAUUCUGCGGAAUUCAUAAGUUUCGAUAUGAGGGCUGACGAGCUGAAUUCCCCAUGCAUCGGUCAAAUAGAUUACGCUUUCCUACUCAACUCAACGAACAACGCUCUGUUGCAUGAGGAGUAUACUCAACAGCUACGACGGCUGGGUUUUGACGAUAAAUUGUUUCCAACUUGCUUGGUCUCUCGAUGUCACGAUAUUUCAAGGCCUCUUCACCGGUGGCAGUCACCUGUUGAUUGGUCUGCGAUAGAAGCGACAGAAGACCUGAACGUCAUGUUUGCAGCUGAAACACACCCUCAGGCCUCCCCUCCUUUCUCUCCCUCCUCCCUUUUUCCUUUCUCUCAAAAAGGUCGCAGAUUAAUGACCCCAACGCCUCAGUUUGCGGAUGGAGGCUCAUGUGUACCUGGGCCCAAGUGCACGGACAUGACUGCCAUUGAGGCGACAGAAGAUGUUGACGUAGUUGACCUUCUCUACGAGUCCGGUGUCGCGGGUGGUACUUCUUUGGGGAUGAGGCCUCUGCUACGGGUCGAAUUCCCACGAUCACAGAGCUACCAGUUUGCAAUAGGUGAGCAAGAAACGUCAAAAUGUUGCGAAGUGUACCGCCUUCCAAAUGCAAAUGAUGCCGACUUGCCUUCUGGAGACGUAUCGCCUCUCGAUUUCUCUCGGCUGUUUGUCACCGUGAGGCCCAGCAAUACCAACUAUCGCGCUCGCUUCUCAGUACCCAAGACGGUGGUCGGGGGGUCGUUGCGGCAAUUGCCACCGCAGUUGGAUCUGCUUUCUGAGCUACAGCAAACGGACAGUAGUUUUCCUCUCACAGGUCUCUCCUUGCUGGCAUCGGGAGAUGGUGGGGGAGGAGGUGACGAGACAGAAGGCGCCUGUUCCACUUCUGACCAGGUCUCCGAUAUUGUAAAUGAGGUGGCGUCGGAGGAGGAGACCGCCUUUGGCUCCUCAGCAAGCGGUGGCGAAUGCGCCGGAUGCCCCACGACUACGAGCUCCAGUAGAAACACGGUCCUCACCAGCACUUCAACAAUUCGGCCCACCAAUUCUCUUGGUUCAUCCCCGAGCAUUCACGAGGCUAUAACUGAACAAAUGCUGUACGCCCGCGCUCUUGUAGAUUCCGCAGUAGAGCUUCCAAGGGAAGCGUUUCGUCGAUCUACUUCAGAUUUGCCCGCUACAACGACAACUUCGAUGAUAGUUGAAGGUUCCGCGGAUCGUCCCUCGCGCCAUGUUGUUUCUCCACCUUGCUUCACUUCCGCCUCCCCGGUUCCGAAGCUUAAUAGCUGA